UAUUUUAGCCCGCGUACCACUAGUUGCUGCUGCAAUCACGCCGCUGAAGACAUUUUACCGCGUGCGCGUGUUGAGUGUAUGAAGAAACAGCGCUGAAAAUCGGCAUUUACGUUGUAAAUGCAAUGGACGUUUUCAACGAAAUGCUGCUCCAGUAUCCCCAGCUGAUGUAUGGUGGGGUCGGAGCGACUGCUUUUGUUGCGGGAGGCGCCCUGAUAUACAAAAUUGCUACCAGGAAGAAGCCGACACAUGUAAAUGUGAACUGCUGGUUUUGUAACCAGGAUACUGUUGUUCCCUAUGGAAAUCGGAACUGCUGGGAUUGCCCCUAUUGUGAACAGUACAAUGGAUUUCAGGAGAAUGGUGACUAUAACAAGCCCAUACCAGCUCAGUCCAUGGAGCACCUGAACCAUGGUGUUUCUGCUGGCUUACCUCCACCUGAAACGCCUAAAACACUACAGUGGGUGAACUGCCAGAUGCUGCUCUGCAAGAAAUGCAACAAUAAUCAGACCCUGAAGAUCAAACAGCUGGCUUCUUUCAUACCCAGGGAAGAUGACAACUAUGACGAGGAGAUUGAGGUGUACAAACACCACCUGGAACAGACCUACAAGCUAUGCCGACCCUGUCAGACGGCAGUGGAGUACUACAUCAAGCACCAGAACCGCCAGCUUCGGACACAGUUGUUCAACCACCAGCUGAGGCGCAGCCGCGACGCCGACAAAGCUAUCGUCAAGAACUCUUACUCCCUCCCAACACCUGCCCGCGUGAUAUUCCUCCGCAUCCUGGCCUUCCUCUUCUGUGCAUUUCUGGUUGCCGUGGCGUUGUGCAGCUCCCAGGAUGCAAACUCUUCUGUUGGGCAGAGCACCCCACCCACACUCAGUGGUGGGGUUGCUCCCCCCAAGCAGGCCCAGGUCAAUGAGAGCGCCUCCGAGCAGAGUGGCGACGCUGGCAUUUGGCCAGUAGGACAGGUGUGGAGUGAGAUGCUGGACAUGCUGCCCGAAGAGAUGCUGGAGAAGGCUAAGCAGCUUUGGCAGAAUGGCAGCGACCAUCAGACAGCUGUGGCCUCCAUGGGUCUGCUGACCUGCCUUACGGGUGUUCUAAUGGCUGGACCUGUCAGACUGAGGAGGAUUGAUGUCGUCGCCUCUGUCCUGUGGUUCGUGGUCACCUGCCUUCACUGGUCGGAAAGUUACCUGAAGAUGGAUGUCCCAGACUGGCUCGACACGGUCAAGUUUGGCACCACUUGUUUGUGCUGUCUGGUUGGCUUUGCUGCUGCCGUGGCAACACGUAAAUCCAUCGGUCAAAGGAGAGCCAGAGGUCGAAGGUACCUGUCAGGCGGCUCUGUGUGCGGUGGACCAUCUGCUCUGCUGUCCAUGCCCGUGUCUGGCUCCACCACCUUUGUUCCCACUCCACCCCCCAACCUCUCUCACCUCAUCACCAGGCAGCAGAGCCAGAGGGCUCGCAAGGCCUCCCCCUCGUCUCUGCCGGGGAGACUAAAUCGAGCCCUGUCUCUUGGGACCAUUCCCUCGCUCACACGGACAGAUUCCGGUUACCUGUUCAGCGGAAGUAGGCCACCCUCACAGUGUAAAGACUCUCCAUCCUCAGACUACUUUUCACUGAAGUCUGGGAGUCGUCCCUCCUCUCCUGGCCCCUCUCCCACACCCUCAGUUGCAGGCUCGGUCACGUCCACCUCCAGCUCGGCCUGGCAACGUCGCCCCCUCAUCAGCCCAGCACGGCUCAACAUUGGUGGUCGCAAGUUGCAGCUCUUCUCCCCGCCUCAGGAGCCUGUGGGCUUGUUCACCCCUCCCUAUGCGCCGGAGCCCACCCACUUCUCCAACAGUCAAUUUCUUCCAGAUUGCACACCCUUCUCCGCUUCAAAUCACGACUUGAGCUCUGUUCUGGAGCACAGCAGCGUGUCUGAUCUUGAUGAGAAGAGGGAAGACGGGUCCUCUGGGUCCUCAAAGUGCCAUGUCGACACAACAACUGGCAACGGAACUGAGGGCAAGUCUUACUGGACGGGUCUGUUCAGCCGGUCUCUCUGGCCUGGUCUGCUGUGUGUGAGCCUAACGGCUAACCUGCUCCUCUCUUCCCUGUACCUGUACCACAACUGGAGAUGAACACUGCUUCAGCUGCUGUAAUUUGACUCUUUGCAGGUAGAGAGGGGGGGGGGGGGGGGAUCUUUGCUCUCCUGAAUGUAGUCUCCUUUUGUUUGGGGUUGGUCUCCAGACUUAACAUGUGAUCCCAGCAUAAGUGUCAUGCUAAUGUACAAUCAUAACUGAUGCAGGAAAAACAACACAACAAAUAUUUAUUACAGCUAUCCUAGUUGGGCUUAGCAAAUAGUGUGGGUGAAAUACUCACAGGAAUUGAACAUCUAUAGAGGUGGACAAAAUAUUGGAAACGCCUUCCAAAACUGCAUAUCUAGUAAACUAAUAUAAAAUAGGUCCUUCAGAACAUUUUCAAUCUUUCUAGGAAUGUUGUCAUACAAUUUCUGCAUUGUGUGUAGUGUGAUAGUGACUCAUUCUUUAACAAGGACCAUCUUUAGUCCUUUGAGUGACUAAGGAGGUGGCAAUCUAGUUCUGAUCUAGAGUACUCUGCGCUCAGAACUUGCCAGAAUUUUUUUUUAAUUAUGUUUGCGCCAGGGUAUUGUAAAGGUUGUGGAAGACAUUUUGACUUCAUCCUUUAGCUCUAGUGUGAUUAUGAAGUUGGAUCAUGGGGACAUAAUGAGCAGUGUGUGCAUGUUGGGGUGCUCCUGGGGUCAGGGGGUUGUGCAUUAUCCAAUACAAAUUGGUUUCCAAAUGGCAGCCCUGUUAUACCAGCAGUGUGAAGCUCACAACUGUCACAAACGUACUGUUUUUGUUGGGACUUUUUCAGAUCUAUGUAGGUCUGUGGUGAUUUUAAGAUAUGUGUUGUUUGUGUGAUUAUUUGCUACCAUCCUGCUGAGAGUCUCUGGCCACAAUCACUGUUCCCAUCACCUUCAAGAUUUAGCAGUUUUGUUUUUUUUACUAACGCACCUUAUUUGGCCCCUUUCAAACUCUGGUACUGUUUACAUCUUGCAUUGACGUCCUACACAGCCAUACACUGCUGUUGGUAGCAAGCAUAUGAUGUGAAGUAUGAUUUAAAAUUCAUAUGAUUGAUCGGUGUAGAUGCAUUCUAAUUGUGGUUUAGAUGGUUCAAAACGAGGCUAUUUUUUCAGGGGAGUUUCCAAUAUUAUGUCCAUGUGUCCUGUAUAUUGAAGCCUCAGAAUUUGAUGGUGGGGAAUCUCUUGCUUCUGUCACUGAAUUGUUCCUUAAUUUGGAUGUCUUGUUUUCUAAGACCGUGUGUGAACUUAAGUAACAAAGCAUGUUUUAUAUGAAACAUCAUCAAGCCUCUUUUCCAGGCACUGAACAAAAAAAAGCAUUAAUUAUGUUACACAGAUCUUCUGUGAUAUCUACAGUAUCACAGCAUCUGAAGUACGAGUAGGUUUGUAGGUUUCUUGUUUGUUAUUUUAUGUCCAAGGACGGUAUGUUUUCUGUGUGAACCAUCAGCUCUCAGAGCAUACUGUGCAUCUGUGUUACACUUCCAUACAAUAGGGUACAGUGCAAUUCACAGAGAAUGCCCUAGAUUUUCCAAUACUCAGAUUUGAAAGCAAACAGGUGCCCAUUUUAUUUUUAUUUAAUUAUUUUUUUAUUUAGUGUUUUGUUUGUUUUUCCAUCAGAAUUACAACUAGACUUUCACUGUGAAUCACAGCUUUCUCUCUAAGUGUUGUAUGUAUUUAUUUUGAAAAAUCAUUGUCAUCUUGCAUUUUCCUAUGUUCCGGUCUCAAAUGUAAUAAAGACGUGAGUGCAUGUGUGAGAGUAAAAAACAUACAGAUGUUAUAAAAUUGUUUCAGUGAAACAAGUUAUGGGAGGAUGGCAGUUUUUAAAGAAACUGCAGUGUUCUGUACAAAUUGAAUAGUAUAAUGAAUCUUGGUUAAAUGUAGCCAUUUUUCUUUUUGUAAAUGUAUACUUUAUGCUGUUUGGCCUCAUGCUCAUUGGACUGGUGGCAAAAACACUGGAUGUUCCUUAAUCCUGAUACUACAAAGAUGAACUAGCGCUAUCAAAAUAAACAGUAUAUGGAUUGGACUUCUUAAGGUUUAAAUUUCAGUCUGUCUGAUUCUGUUAGGAAAUGAGAAGAGACUGAUUGAGCUGAUGCCGUUUCUGCAAAAUGUUUUUGAUUGUAGUCUGGCCUCACAGGGGCAGAUAUGACUUUGGCACUACGUGACCAAAAGCUCACCAUCUAGAGAAAACCUUGAAAUUGAGGACUAGUAGCAUGUUGAGAACGAUAGGUACGUCUACUAGUAGCUAGUAGCAUGUUGUAGGACUAGUAGCAUGUUGAGAACGAUAGCUACGUCUACUGGCUUUUCCUCUGAGACAGGCACCAACUUCUGCGUUCCCAUGCACUUAUAGCCAAAGACUUUGGAUCCUCUUUUUUGCGCUGCCUUUGGAAGGUGUUUGGUUUAGACAUGUCAGAUUUUGUUAAUGCUUUAAACAUCCCUUGCUACAUUUAACCCACUUUUCACCAUAUAUAUCUCCAUGUUAAUAUAAAUAUGGCUACACAAGACCUUAGUCUGCAACUUCACACAAAACACAUGCAAUGAAUAACUAUUAAAAUGGCAUCCAAAGAUUAUUAACAUUUUAUUGAACUUGGAUAAAUAAAUGCUUUUAUCAAAGGAAAAAUCAAAGCUGUCACUUGCAGGGUUCUAAUUUCCGUUGUCAUACAACUGGUUCAUUUAGCACCACAAAAGGAUGUUGAUUUCUAUUCCCCAGUUGUGUGGAAAGUACUCUCUGGUCUGGUCUAUUGCUUAUUUUGACACUAAGAAUGGUCCUAGUUUUUGCUUUGCACGAAGAGCAAAUGUCAGUAGACACUGCAAAUUAUUGCAUCACUAACAGUCUGCUUCUGUUUCAUUGGAAAAUUGGCUCUGAGGCUCCUCAGACCUCUUAUGUUGGUGUUCCGUUUUGUUAUGCUUUUUGGUUUUCGCCUAGGAAUAUCUUGAUAUCCCAGACUGCUGGCACACAGCAAUUCCAGUUCCAUAAAUGUUGCUAACUUGGGGGACCAUACAUCUUAAGAAAAUCCGUUGUGUUCUCCCUUAGAUCAGAUUUUUGUUUACUUUUUCAUUAAUGGUUGUGUGCUUGAAAAGACUGAUAAAAAGUAAUUUUAUCACUAGAAUAUUACUGUCUGCUGUCCUUUUAACGUGCCAGGGUUGACCGUAAACCUCAUGCCAGGUUUGCCUCAACUUGAUUCACAGAUCUAAGAGUUUUUGGUGUAAGGAUUUUUUUUAAAUAUGGGUAAAAUGGAACAUCUGGAGAAAGUUGUGACUUGCAAAUAUAUUUUUGUAUGUUAUGAAAUGUAGAGAAAUCUGAUAACUGAAUUAAUGGACACAAUUUCAAUAUAGUAAUUAAUUGAGAAAGUCCAUCCACGGGAUACUACAUGUUUGUGUUUAACAGUAGCAAGAGGGCAAAUUUUGACCGCUUUAACAUGCUUGUCACCAUAUAGAUGUUUAUUCAAGUGGAUUGUAUCAGGUCAUGUAUGCUAUUUUGUAUGAGCCCUGAGUUGUGCACGUAUUGUAAUUUAUGAAGAUGGUUAUUUGUUAAUGGAUCGUGUUGACAAUUAUUGUUAUAUGUAUAUUUGGUGCCACGGUGUGUAAUAAUUGCGCAUCUCACAAUGUUGUCUGAACAAUGUAUUGUGGUAAUAAAACUCAAUUCAAUUUUA
This is a messenger RNA of Clupea harengus (Atlantic herring), 5718 nucleotides long. RefSeq names its product transmembrane protein 201 (gene tmem201). Gene Ontology annotation, biological process: nuclear migration along microtubule. Gene Ontology annotation, molecular function: lamin binding; actin filament binding. The record is from RefSeq and is a predicted model, not a curated record. NCBI's taxonomy places the organism in Eukaryota, Metazoa, Chordata, Actinopteri, Clupeiformes, Clupeidae. Gene Ontology annotation, cellular component: nuclear inner membrane.